Colletotrichum higginsianum IMI 349063 is the source of this 573-nucleotide messenger RNA. Its product is annotated as hemerythrin HHE cation binding domain-containing protein. The transcript is spliced from 2 exons. The record is from RefSeq and is a predicted model, not a curated record. NCBI's taxonomy places the organism in Eukaryota, Fungi, Ascomycota, Sordariomycetes, Glomerellales, Glomerellaceae. The coding region runs from base 1 to 573 and encodes 190 amino acids.
AUGUCGUCCAACGCGGCCGAACAGCCUCAAGCGGUGGUUUCGUCCUCGGACAAGGAUGCCCCGGCCCAGCCCGAGUUGCCGCCCCUGACGCCGGCCGAGUUCAAGGUCUACAACCAGAUGGCGGAAAAGAUGGAAUAUUUUCACAACCACUUUCGCCGCCAGUGGACGCUCCUCCACGACGCCGCCACGACCGGCCGGCGCCCGCAGAACAUGACGCUCAAGCAGUUCCUCGACACGGGCCUGCAGUUCGCGCAGCACCUGACGGCGCACCACGGCAUCGAGGAGACGUACGUGUUCCCCAUGCUCGCGCGCCGGAUGCCCGAGUUCCGCGCCGGCCGCGCCGAGCUGCUGCGCCAGCACAAGGAGAUCCACCGCGGGCUCGACGGCUUCGAGGAGUACCUCGGCCGGUGCCGGUCGCGCGAGACGGAGCUCGAGCUGGCCGUGCUCAAGGAGAAGAUGGACAGUUGGGGCGGCGUGCUGUGGACGCACCUCGACCAGGAGGUCAAGACGCUGGGGGCCGAGAAUAUGCGGCGGUACUGGACCAUGGAGGAGGUCAGGAACAUGCCCAUGUGA